UGGUAAAGGGGUUCAUCAUAUGUGAUUCAUGCUGGAACAGAAGAGAAUAAGGAAGGCGCCAACUCCAUAAAGAGCAAAACGAGUCAACUGCCCUGGUUUGAAUCUUAUUUGAGAAAAGAAACAAUUGUUGUUAAUAUGUUGAUUAAUUAAUAAAUUAAAUUUGUAUCGAUUACAUCACUCUGUGUCUAUAUGGUUCCAGGUUUAGUUCUGUUGUUUACGUAAAUAUUUAUUUCUAGAGUUUAUCUCUAAGGAAAUGUUGAACCUGUAUUUUCUAAGUAGCCUCUAUAUCUUACACUGUUGUUUCUUCAUUAUUUCAGAAUAUCAGAUGACAUUGGAAUAACUGAAGAUACAUUCUCAUUAUUUAUCAUCUUUUAAAGACCAAAUUGAAAAUAUUGUACAGAGCAGAUAUAUAAGAUUGUUUCUGUAAAUCUAUGGUAGAAUUCCUCUGAUAUAUUUACUCUGAAAUGUGUUAUUAGCAAACUUUCUGGACAUCACCGGCUGGAGUGUCUACAAGAUGAGUCUGUUUGCAAAUUAAACUUGGAUAAAUUUACUAAAGAGUUUUGAGACAAAAGUGACACUGGACAGAACAACAGCAGUAAUGUAAACAAAAGAAUAUAGUAGCAAAUAGAAGAAAUAUAUAUAUAUAUAUAUAUAUACAUAUUGUGAAUUUCAAAGAAACAUAAUGGAAAAGAGUAAAAAUUUAAAGGAACUAAUUUUUCCUGAAGAUGCAGAAAAAGGAAGUAGAACCAUAUCACAUGACUGCGAUGUCUGUAAAAAGUCAUUCUCUCAAAAGGGCUACCUAAAUAAGCACAAACGUAUUCAUACAGGAGAGAAGCCAUUUCACUGUGACAUCUGUGGCAAAUCAUUCUCUAACCGAAGUACUUUAAAAUCUCACGUACGUGUUCAUACAGGAGAGAAGCCAUAUCACUGCAACAUCUGUAACAAAUCUUUCACUGUAAAUAGUACCGUAACUAAACACAAACGUAUUCAUACAGGAGAGAAACCAUAUUCUUGUGAUAUCUGUGGUAAAUCAUACUCCAGAAUUGACAACUUAGCUAUUCACAAGCGUUCCCAUACAGGAGAGAAACCAUUUCACUGUGAUGUAUGUGGUAAAUCAUUCUCUAACCGAAGUGAUUUAAAAUCUCACAUACGUGCUCAUACAGGAGAAAAGCCAUAUCAAUGUAAUGUCUGUAUGAAAUCAUUCUCUCAAAGUGGCAGCUUAACUUCUCACAUACGUUUCCAUACAGGAGAGAAGCCAUAUCACUGCGACGUCUGUGGUAAAUCAUUCUCUGAAAAUGGUAACCUAACUAAACACAAACGUAUUCAUACAGGAGAGACACCAUAUUCUUGUGGCAUCUGUGGUAAAUCAUUCCCCCGAAGUGACAGCUUAGCUUCUCACAAACGUUCCCAUACAGGAGAGAAGCCAUAUCACUGUGAUAUUUGUGGUAAAUCCUUCUCUCAAAGUGGCAACUUUGCUUCUCACAAAUAUUUCCAUACAGGAGAGAAGCCAUAUCACUGUGAUAUCUGUGGUAAAUCAUUCUCUAAAAGUAGCCAAUUAAUCAGUCACAGACAUAGCCAUACAGGAGAGAAGUCAUAUCAUUGUAGUGUCUGUGGUAAAUCAUUCUCUUCAGCCAGUGGCUUUGCUACACACAAGCGGAUUCAUACAGGGGAGAAGCCAUUUAACUGUGAUAUGUGUGGUAAAUCAUUCCUUCAAAAAGAUAACUUGACUAGACACAAACGUAUUCAUACAGGAGAGAAGCCAUAUCAAUGUGACAUUUGUAGAAAAUCAUUCUCUUGGAGUAGUGUUUUAACUUCUCACAAACGUAUUCAUAUGGGAGAGAAGCCAUAUCACUGCAAUAUCUGUGGCAAAUCCUUUACUCAAAAUGGUAAUUUAACUAGUCACAAGCGUAUUCAUACAGGGGAGAAGCCAUUUCACUGUGACAUCUGUGGUAAAUCAUUCUCUGAAAAUGGUAAACUAACUACACACAAACGUAUUCAUACAGGAGAGGCACCAUUUUCUUGUGAUAUCUGUGGAAAAUCAUUCCCCCGAAGUGACAGCUUAGCUGCUCACAAACGUUUCCAUACUGGAGAGAGGCCAUAUCACUGUGAUAUCUGUGGUAAAUCAUUCUCUCAAAAUGGCAACUUAGCUUCUCACAAACGUUCCCAUACAGGCGAGAAGCCAUAUCACUGUGAUAUCUGUGGUAAAGCAUUCUCUAAAAGCGGCAACUUAGCUUCUCACAAACAUUUCCAUACAGGCGAGAAGCCAUAUCACUGUGAUAUCUGUGGUAAAUCAUUUUCUCAGAGUAGCAACUUAGCUUCUCACAAACAUUUCCAUACAAGAGAGAAGCCAUAUUGUGGUGUCUGUUGUAAAUCAUUCUCUUCAGCCAGUAACUUGACUAUACAUAAGCGUAUUCAUACAGGAGAGAAGCCAUGUCACUGUGAUAUCUGUGAUAAAUCAUUCUCCCGAAAUAGCAGCUUAGCUUCUCACACACAUUUCCAUACAGGAAAGAAGCCAUAUCGCUGAGAUGUCUGUUGUAAAUGUUUCUCCACAAGUAGUUGCUUGUCUAAACACAAACCUAUCCAUACUGGAGAGAAGCCAUAUCCUCGUGAUAUCUGUGGUAGGUCAUUCUCUCAACAUAGCAAAUUAUCUUCUCACAAAUGUGUUCAUAAGGGGAAGAAGCAAUCCCACUGAUAUUUGUAGUAAACCCUUCUCUGUAAGUGGUGACUGAGCCCUUUACCAUGAAGAUUAGUCUCUCAAAUGUGAUGUUUAUUUAUUCACAUUAUUUUCUGUUUGUCAUCCAUUAACUCACAGCUUUCAAAUUUUGGUGAUGCGAUUGUGUAUUUUCAGAAUGACAUUGUAGGGUAGGUGUAAAAAUAGAAUAUUUGGGCUGGAUAUGGCCACUUUAAAUUCUAAAGGGUUAACCCUACAAGUACCAACAUUACUUACUUCCUACAAAAACCAUAGAGGUCAUUUAUGGUCACCUUGAAAACCUUUAUUCAGUGCAAUCUAUUUUAAAUAUCAGCAAAUGCAGUGAAUAAAGGAUUUGAAAAUAUAUUCUUUUAGCAUUUAUUUACAUGUAAAAAAAACAUAUAUAUCUAUAGACACAUAUAUAUGAAAUGAUGCUAUAAUUGUACAUUCAAUACAGUUGUAGAAAUUAAAAAGUAAUAAGCAAAAGUGGUGAUGAAAGACCGUUUGGUACUUCUGGUAUUAAAUGUGUAUCUCUUCAUAUAGAUGUGUGACUAUCAAUGUGACAAUUCAUAAGAACUAUAAGCAUUUUUCACCUCAUUUUGGAAUUGAAACAAAGGACAAGAUGUGUUGAAUAUUGAACCUGUUGAAGUGAAAGUGUAGAAAAAGGUUCAAAAGAUUACAGGACAUUGAAAUGGUGUGGGAUGAUGUGGUUCCUCUUCCAAGCAUAGUCUUUACAGACCACAUACUAGUUGUCGUGUGUGUAGAUAUGUAUGUGUAUAAGUAAAUAUAUUACAUGUUAUGUAUAUAUAUAUAUUUCCUUAUAUUACCUCACCAUUAUCAUUACUUAAUGUCUGCUUUCCAUGUUGGCAUGGGUUGGACGGUUUGAUUGAAAACUGGUAAGCUGUUGGGACUGCACCAGCUUCCAAUCUGAAUUUGGCAUGGUUUCAAUGGCUGGGUGCCCUUCCUAACGCCGAUGACUCUGAGAAUGUAAUGGGUGUUUUUUACAUUCCACUGGCAGAGGUGCCAAUGACUUGACACUGGAAUCGGUCAUGUCUACUGUCUUGCCUGGCUUCACAUAUCUACACAAGCAUGCUAUUAUUGCCAAAGGCCUUGGUUGUCUGCCACUGGCAUGGGUGUCCAUCAGACAGGAUUGGCAUCGGCUAAAACUGCGAUUUCAUUUUGCUCAACAGGUCUUCACGAGUACAGCAUAUUACCUAAUGAUUGAAUGGUGCUUUCAACAGGCCAGUUACAUGAUACAGGCAUCAACCACAACCACAAUCUCACUUGGAAUCAUAUCACUGCCUCCAUGAGUUCAUAUAUAUAUAUAUAUCAUCAUCAUCAUCAUCAUCGUUUAACAUCCGCUUUCCAUGCUAGCAUGGGUUGGACGAUUUGACUGAGGACUGGUGAAACCGGAUGGCAACACCAGGCUCCAGUCUGAUUUGGCAGAGUUUCUACAGCUGGAUGCCCUUCCUAACGCCAACCACUCAGAGAGUGUAGUGGGUGCUUUUACGUGUCACCCGCACGAAAACGGCCA
Molecule: messenger RNA, 4223 nt
Organism: Octopus bimaculoides (California two-spot octopus)
Lineage: Eukaryota; Metazoa; Mollusca; Cephalopoda; Octopoda; Octopodidae
Biological process (GO): regulation of transcription by RNA polymerase II
Molecular function (GO): RNA polymerase II cis-regulatory region sequence-specific DNA binding; DNA-binding transcription factor activity
Source: RefSeq, a predicted model, not a curated record